Molecule: messenger RNA, 2148 nt
Organism: Acanthocheilonema viteae
Lineage: Eukaryota; Metazoa; Nematoda; Chromadorea; Rhabditida; Onchocercidae
Source: the annotation of a GenBank genome assembly
AUGCGACAGUUAAUACAACUGUACAGUAUACGAUGGCUUUUCGGUGGUUCAGUUCGAUCUCUCGGACUAUCAUCCAAACAUUAUGUGAAACGCAAACGGAGAAAAUUUAUCGAUCCUGUUGUGGUUAGCAAAACACCCAGUAAGAAGAAGAUUGCUGAAAUUUACGAAGACAUGAAAGUCGGAGAAUUGGCCAAAGUGUUAGAAAGUUCUGAAGAAGAAAUUUUACAAGUGCUGAAAAAUUUAAACAAAUCACCAAGAGGCAACAAUGGAAUACUGGAUAUGUCUAGUAUCACUACUGUAGUUGGUGCUUUUGGUUUGAAACCAAAGCUGGUAGCACAUCCUCGAAGUGUUGUCGAUAAUAAUUUUGAAUUGGAUGCUUUUCCACAGCCUUUACCUCCAGAAGAUGAAUUAAGAAAACGUGCCCCUGUAAUCACAAUAAUGGGACAUGUUGAUCAUGGAAAGACAACACUUCUUGAUUGUCUAAGGCAUUCUCAAAUUGUAGAAAGCGAAUAUGGUGGCAUUACACAACAUAUCGGCGCUUUUACACUAAAAGAAAAAGAUUGUGAGAUUACAUUUCUGGACACACCUGGACAUGCGGCAUUUGCCAAAAUGCGAGAACGGGGCGCACAAUCAACUGAUAUAGUCGUUCUGGUGGUUGCUGCUGAUGACGGGGUAAACGAACAAACGGUACAGUCCAUAAAUUAUGCAAAGCAAGCAAACGUACCGAUCGUUGUUGCCAUCAAUAAAAUUGAUAAAGCUAAUGCUAAUCCUGUGGGUGCUUAUAGAAUGAAAGCUAAGCAGUCACUUGUGGAACAUGGAAUUUUAGUGGAUGACCUUGGUGGUGAUGUUCUUUGUGUUGAAAUUUCAGCCCUGCAAGGUAAAAAUGUGCAUGAACUGAAGGAAGCAAUCUUGCUGCAAGCUGAAGAUAUGAAUUUGCGUUCAACUUGGAAUGGAUUAGUGGAAGGGAUUGUGAUUGAGUCAAAAAUCCAGCCCGGUAUUGGCAAGGUUUGUACAAUGAUUGUUCAACGUGGGACUCUUGUGAAAGGCGCAGCACUGGUAGCUGGAACAUCUUGGGCUAGAGUUCGUGCAAUCCACGAUGAAUUUGGUCGCGAGUUAGCGAAAGCUGUCCCAAGUACCCCUGUAGUUGUCGCUGGCUGGCGAGAAAAUUUGCCUACUCCAGGGGAACGAAUUCUGCAACUGGAAAAUGAACAAAGGGCUCAGCAAGUUGUUCGUUAUAGAUUGAGGAAGGAAAUAAAUAAAAAAAUGGAACAAGAUUGGGUGAGUCAUGCUGCACUAUUCCGUGGAGUCAUUUCUGGUACUGGUUAUGAUGAAAAAACUGCCAAACAACGAAUUGAGAAAGAUAGAAAGGAAUAUUUAGAAAAUCGUCGUAAGUUGUUAGAUGCUGGUAUGCGUACCGGCUCUACAUUGCGUCUGAUCGUACACAAAUAUUCAAAGGAUUUUGUUCAGCAGCAGAAAUAUCAGAAGGAUACUAAAAAUCAAAAACCAUGCGUAAGGUUAAUGCUCAACGCUGAUGUUGAUGGAACCCUUGAAGCCAUCCUAAAUGUUUUUGAUACCUACAAAUCGGAGGAAGUUGAAUUGGAUCUUGUGAAAUUCGAUGUUGGACCACCCAGUGAGAGUGAUAUCAAGUUAGCAAAAGAUCUUGAAAUUCUGCUUUACUGUUUCAAUGUUCAAGUUACACCUGGAUUGCGACGUGUUGCUGAACAGUUAGGCGUGGAAAUUAAUUGCUUCAAUGUUAUUUAUCGCUUGGUAGAAGAUUUAAAAAGCCGUUUAUCGGAUUGCCUUCCGGAAGAAGUGAUGCUUGAACAAGUCGGCGAAGGACAUGUAAUAAAAUGUUUUUCGGUGAUUGUUGAGCGAAAGAAACAGUCGGUUGCCGGUACUCUGGUAGACUGGGGUACUAUCAACAAGUCGGAUUCGUUACGGGUGCUAAGAGAUACGACUGUCAUUUUUGAAGGAUCCAUACGUUCGAUGCGCAUUGGAACACAGGUAGUAAAUUCGGCAAGCAAAAACGAAGAAGUAGGUAUUGCUGUGUCGAAUGAAAAAAUCGUUUUCAAAGAAGACGACAUUAUUGAAACAUAUCGAGAGAAGAAAAUAAAAAAGCAAAUCAAUUGGAAUCCUCCGGGUUUUUAG